GCGGCGCGGGGUAGCGCGGGGCGACAGCGGGGCGGCGAGGGGAGUGUUGUGAUUCAUGCUUUCCAGCGUCAUCCCUCCCUUUCUCCCUGCCUCCCCGUCCUCUGCCUCCCUGCCCCUCACUCUCCCUCACACGCGCACCCAGCCCUCGCCGCCCCUUCCCAGCUGACCAACGCCGCGUCCUAAUUUGUUUCGUUUGUCACGGCAAGAAUUUGUUAGCUGGAAGGUGGGGCCGUCCUGGCUAGGACGCCCCAGCAGCGGCCAGCAGCCCCGUACGCCGCCGUGCACCUGGAGCACGUGACGUCAGCUGUCAGCACAAAGCCGUGCCGCGGGAGGCUGACGAGGAACAAUGAGGAAAGUUCCCGAGAGGCGGCACCGGCUGCCUCAGUUCGCCUGACGUCACCGCGCCACCUACCGCCACUGCUGCCGCCGCCACCGCCACCGCCAACAUUAACCCGCCGCCAAAACCCGCCGCGCUGGACCGGAAGUGGAGCAUUAGCCUCUAUGGACAAGUUGGGCAGCGCUCAAUUCGCCGAGAUGGGAUAUUGUGAUAACUCAACCUCAAGUUUUUAACGCGCGGCCACGCGCCCCGCUACCUGCAGGCCGAGGAAGUGCAUUAAAACUCCGGCCAUUAUGACAGGUGAGCCCAAGACCCCGCGCCGCCCACACUCCGCCCGGCCCCCGCAGCCCACGCCAGCCUGAGUCCCGCACACGCCCCCACCGCUUCCCGCCCCAUGGCAGCACGGUGGCGGCGACCCCGCACCACCGCCACCAGCGUGAUAAUGUUCCGCCACCCGCACCUACGGCAGCGCCUAGUGCAGGAGGCGCAGGUAGUGGCGCGGCGACAACGUCGGCAAGAGAGAGAGCUGGCCCAUGCCACAGUGGUGCUGCUGGCCCGCGCCGCACGCCGCAGGGAGGCCCGCACCCGCCGCCUGACCAUGCUGUUCGGCAUGUUCAAGGUGCGUGCCACAGAGAGUGAGGCCGCAGCGGACGCUGUGCACGCCCCUGCCCAGCAGCAGCAGCAACAACAACAACAGGCGCAGCAGGCGCAGCAGCAGCAAGACAAGCAGGAGUCCUCACUGCAGGCCAACAGCAGCACCGAGUCUGAACACUCCAUGGUGUCCGGCGAGAGUGGCGAGGCGUCCCCUGGGAUAGGAGCUCCGGCCACGUUGUGGGGCGCGGACACACCCCGGAGGCAGCGAGCCCUGUCCGUGGACGUGCCCACAGAGGCGCCCUUCGACACCCCGCGACGACGGUCGGCACCCGAGGUGGUAGUGACCCACGUCGCGCCACAGGAGGACGACGCCCACACGCAGGCCAGCCAGGGGGUGGAGUCCCGCGAGGGCUCCCCAACUCAGGCUUACCCCCACACGCCCUCACCGUCCUCCCCGGGCCGCCUCAGCCCCACCACCACGUUGGUGCCCACCUCGCCACCCAGGUCGCCGCGACGCCUGUCCCGCCCCCUGUCCCGCAUCGCCCACGGCUCCCUCGCUUUCCGCAAGGGCUCCACGAGCGGCGCCGCCCAACAACAGGACAGCGUCACCCUCACGGAAAUCACCGCGCCCCUCGAGGACUCCAGGUUCCUGGAGCUUCUGUCCAACCUGACGCUGGUGAAGGCCAAAGAACCAACUGCCACUCAGCGUACCACGAAGGGGCCGGAGCUGAAACAAGACGCCCCUGUGCUCCUCAGAUUCUAACUACGGUGCCUUCCUUCUCUCUCUCUCUCUCUCUCUCUCUCUCUCUCUCUCUCUCUCU
Messenger RNA from Portunus trituberculatus (swimming crab), 1752 nucleotides. RefSeq lists its product as uncharacterized. The transcript is spliced from 2 exons. The coding region runs from base 732 to 1694 and encodes 320 amino acids. The record is from RefSeq and is a predicted model, not a curated record. Lineage: Eukaryota; Metazoa; Arthropoda; Malacostraca; Decapoda; Portunidae.